Molecule: messenger RNA, 771 nt
Organism: Rhipicephalus sanguineus (brown dog tick)
Lineage: Eukaryota; Metazoa; Arthropoda; Arachnida; Ixodida; Ixodidae
Gene: mRpL43
Product: 39S ribosomal protein L43, mitochondrial
Exons: 2
Coding region: 176-712 (178 amino acids)
Biological process (GO): mitochondrial translation
Cellular component (GO): mitochondrial large ribosomal subunit
Molecular function (GO): structural constituent of ribosome
Source: RefSeq, a predicted model, not a curated record
AUUCCCGGUGUAGACGGCGAUCCGAAGCCGAUCCAACCGACGCUUUUAAAAUGGCGGCCUCUCUGCGGCGGAGCAUGCACGCUGAAGCGUAGGGUCGAUGCAGUUUGUUGGCUUGUGUGCAGGGUAUUAGUGGCUACAGGACGACAAUUUUUGUUUCGGGAGUAAGGCUUAGGACAUGGCUCACAAGGCGAGAACUUUCAUAAAGGCGCCGCUGUACAACGGCAUCGGCCGUUACGUGUGUCAGCUGCAGAGGCUCACGCUGACCUUCUGCAAGACGCACGGCAGUAGCCGCUUCAUGCGGGAGUACAUCGAGAGCGAUCUGGUAAACUUCGCGCGCGACAACCCGGGCGUCGUGGUGUACCUGAAGCCUCGGCGUCACCGCGACCCCUACAUCGUGGCCGAGUACCUGAACGGCCAGCGGGACAUGAUGCGCGUCAACGGAAUCACGGCGAGCGAGCUGGUGAAAUGGGUGGACCACUUUCGCACCCGCUCCGGAGAGCCCAUCGCUCGCAUCAACAAGUACCACCGCACCGACCACCCCAGCAUACAAGGUUUCUGGACGCCCUUCACGAAUCGGCCGACGGAGCAGAACCUUGCCAAGUUCCCCAACGAGGAACUCGGCGAUUUCAAGUCGGUCUUUCCGACCGCAACCGAACAGCUCCAGGAGUUGGCUGCCCAAGACGGCCAGGAGACGUCAGAAGCGAAAGAGUGAUGGCUGUGUUAGGAACUUCAGCGCUAGUAGGCAAAUAAAUGUUAGUUUUUGUCAUGUUA